AGAGCUUCCCCUUUAAUAGAACAAAUAAUUUUUUUUCAUGACCAUACUUUAAUUAUUUUAAUUAUAAUUACUAUUUUAGUUAUAUAUUUAAUAAUAAAUUUAUUUUUUAAUAAAUUUAUUAAUCGAUUUUUAAUAGAAGGACAAAUAAUUGAAUUAAUUUGAACUAUUUUACCAGCAAUUACAUUAAUUUUUAUUGCUCUUCCUUCUCUUCGAUUAUUAUACCUAAUAGAUGAUUUAAAUAAUCCAUUAAUUACUUUAAAAUCAAUUGGACAUCAAUGAUACUGAAGUUAUGAAUAUUCAGAUUUUAAUAAUAUUGAAUUUGAUUCUUAUAUAACUAAUGAUUAUAAAUUAAAUAAAUUUCGCCUUUUAGAUGUUGAUAAUCGAAUUAUUAUCCCAAUAAAUAAUCAAAUUCGAAUUUUAGUUACAGCUACAGAUGUUAUUCAUUCUUGAACUAUUCCUUCUUUAGGUGUAAAAGUAGAUGCUAAUCCUGGACGACUAAAUCAAACUAAUUUUUUUAUUAGUCGUCCAGGAAUUUUUUUUGGUCAAUGUUCAGAAAUUUGUGGAGCAAAUCAUAGUUUUAUACCAAUUGUUAUUGAAAGUGUAAAUAUAAAUAACUUUAUUAACUGAAUUAAUAAUUAUUCUU
Molecule: messenger RNA, 643 nt
Organism: Leptidea sinapis
Lineage: Eukaryota; Metazoa; Arthropoda; Insecta; Lepidoptera; Pieridae
Product: cytochrome c oxidase subunit 2-like
Exons: 1
Biological process (GO): ATP synthesis coupled electron transport
Cellular component (GO): membrane
Molecular function (GO): cytochrome-c oxidase activity; copper ion binding
Source: RefSeq, a predicted model, not a curated record